Cyphellophora europaea CBS 101466 is the source of this 978-nucleotide messenger RNA. RefSeq lists its product as uncharacterized. NCBI's taxonomy places the organism in Eukaryota, Fungi, Ascomycota, Eurotiomycetes, Chaetothyriales, Cyphellophoraceae. The transcript has 3 exons. Gene Ontology annotation, biological process: secondary metabolite biosynthetic process. Bases 1 to 978 code for a protein of 325 amino acids. The record is from RefSeq and is a predicted model, not a curated record.
AUGGCUCUCGAUCUCCCCCGACUGGAGACGACUGAGAAGUUGAGCACGAGUGUGAUAAGGAUAUUAGGUGGUAAUCCGAGCAAGUUCACACUCCAGGGCUCCAACACCUACCUCCUCGGCACCGGCCCUGAACGCAUCCUCCUAGACACAGGCGAAGGCCGAGACUCCUGGCGAGAUGCUCUAUCCUCAACUCUCAAAUCCGAAUCCUGCACCGUCACCACCGCCCUCCUCUCGCACUGGCACCACGACCACAUAGGUGGUGUCUCGGCCCUACGAGCACUCCAUCCUAACACGUCCAUCUCUGUCCACAAGCACAAUCCCACAUACGAUCCUGGAAAUUCCCAGCUCGAUACCUCCAAAAUUAGCCCUAUAACAGACGGCCAACGCUUCCGCACCCCCUCAGGCUUCGAAGUCCAAGCCCUACACACCCCAGGCCAUACUACCGACCACAUGUGCUUCGUCGUGACUGCCUCGGCCUCGGACCCCUCGGAAGUUGGCGCCAUAUUCACAGCCGACAAUGUCCUUGGACACGGCACCGCCGUCUUCGAGGACCUCGCCACCUACCUCUCCUCGCUACACAUCAUGAAGGACGCUGUGUCUCGGUCCUCCUCUCCAGUCAAAGCCUUUCCAGGCCAUGGUGCGGCCAUCCCCGAUGCCCUCGCCAAGAUCAGCGAGUACAUCGAGCAUCGGCGCAUGCGUGAGCAGGAGGCGCUGAACGUGCUCAAGUACGGGACACCCACGCCGCCACCGACGGAGGAAGGUAGUGAAGCCGCCGACGUGGGCGCGCUGGAGGUCAUCAAGGGCAAGGAAUGGGGAAGCAUGGAGAUGGUCAAGGUCAUCUACCGCCACUACCCCGAGAACCUAUGGGAGCCGGCAGAGAAGGGUUUGCUGAUGGUGUUGGCCAAGCUGGAGGCCGAAGGCAGGGUCGAGAGAGGGCCGCAGGGCGGUUGGAUUGUCCUAGAAAAAGCCGCGCUGUGA